AUGCCCCAGCGCCAGUUCGACCCCAACUUCACCCCCUAUGUCAUCAACUCCAUGGGCCCCAAGACCCCCGAGCGCGCUCGCGUCAUUCUGGGGUCUCUGAUUCGGCAUAUCCAUGACUUUGCGCGCGAGGUCGAGCUGACACCCGCCGAGUGGAUGCUCGGGGUCGAGUUCAUCAACUCCAUCGGUCAGAUCAGCACCCCCAUUCGGAAUGAAUGCCACCGCAUCUGCGAUGUCAUCGGUCUUGAGUCCCUGGUGGACGAGAUCGCCAACAAGAUCGUCACCGACGAUGGCGUCUCUCCCACCUCCAACGUCAUCCUGGGCCCCUUCUGGUCGCCCAACGCCCCCUUCCGCAACCUGGGCGACUCCAUCAUUCAGGAUCCCAACCCCAACGGCAAGGUCACCUUCAUGCACGGUCGUCUGACCGACAUGGAGACCGGCAAGCCCAUCGUCGGCGCCGUCCUCGACAUCUGGCAGGCCUCCGCCAAUGGCCAGUACGAUUUCCAGGACCCCAACCAGUCCGAGAACAACCUGCGCGGCAAGUUCCGCUCCAACGAGAACGGCGAGUUCUACUGGUACUGCUACCACCCGACCCCGUACUCGCUGCCCACCGAUGGACCGGCAGGUGUGCUCCUCAACCUGAUGGACCGCUCUCCCAUGCGUCCCGCCCACAUUCACCUGAUGAUCACCCACCCCGACUACGCCACCGUCAUCAACCAGAUCUAUCCCAGCGAUGAUCCUCAUCUCGAUAUCGACUCCGUGUUUGCGGUGAAGGACGAUCUGGUUGUCGACUUCAAGCCCAAGACCGGUGAUCCCAAGGCGGAGCUCGAUCUGGAGUACAACGUGCGCAUGUCGCUGAAGAAGCACCACCCCAAUCCCAACUCGGCGCCCCCGGUGUCUUCCUUUGAGCGGUUCAACAAGGACACGAAGAAGACGCAGGAGAAGCUAUGGUACGGACAGCUUUUGAUCGAGUAG
Messenger RNA from Aspergillus terreus NIH2624, 972 nucleotides. Its product is annotated as putative catechol dioxygenase. The record is from RefSeq and is a predicted model, not a curated record. The transcript has 2 exons. Lineage: Eukaryota; Fungi; Ascomycota; Eurotiomycetes; Eurotiales; Aspergillaceae. The coding region runs from base 1 to 972 and encodes 323 amino acids. Gene Ontology annotation, biological process: catechol-containing compound metabolic process. Gene Ontology annotation, molecular function: ferric iron binding; catechol 1,2-dioxygenase activity.